AACCAGCAGCCCCGCCCAGUGCUGGGAGGUGAGCUCUCAGUGGGAAGGCGCUGGAGGUGAGCUUAGCUUCUCGGUUCCAGGUACGAAGUUUUCCUGUAGCUGGCUCCCAACUUUUUUCUUUUCACCCGCGGGGAGAGCUUGAGGCUGCAGACAUUGAGAAUUUUCCAUCGUUGCCUCCUUUUCAGCGCCAUCACCUUCUGUGCCUUGGGCUCCCAACCUCAGACCUUCCUCACAGUGUGAAGAGGAGCGGGUACAAAAAGGAAAGAAUUACAAGAUAGAGUUAAGGUCAAGGAAGUUAGAAGAGCAGACGCUCCAGACCAGGUGGACGGUGCAGACUUGAACCUUGCCAAUGGACCUGAUUGGUUUUGGUUAUGCAGCCCUGGUGACAUUCGGAAGCAUUUUGGGAUAUAAGCGGAGAGGUGGUGUUCUGUCUCUGAUUGCUGGUCUUUUUGUUGGGUUUUUGGCUGGCUAUGGAGCUUACCGUGUCUCCAAUGACAAGCGAGAUGUAAAGCUGUCACUGUUUACAGCUUUCUUCCUGGCCACCAUAAUGGGGGUGAGAUUUAAGAGAUCCAAGAAAAUCAUGCCAGCUGGACUGGUUGCAGGUUUAAGCCUCUUGAUGAUCCUGAGACUUGUCUUACUGCUGCUUUGAGAAUCCAGAGGAAGUGAAAACUAAAUCUGAGUCAUUCUGCUCUAACAGGCAGAAGCCCACUGUUUGUGUUGAAAAGAUAAAUUCCAGUAUGGGAUGUUCGAUGUGGUCUUAUUUUAUGUUGGAAACUGCCCGAGAAACACUGUUGCCUCUGAUAAGGACACUAGUUUGAGGGAUUUUUGUUUUUUUUAAAUAAACAGUUUAACCGUUUUCCAAUUGUUAGAUUCUGAUUUCAAUUAAGAUAUUUUCAUGAAAUUGUGAAGUAUAUCAUAAAUUGUGAUGUACUCUUUGAUUUUUUUUAUAUGUCAUGUUUUAUAGAUGGUGGUUCCCAACACUCAUGUCUGGAAUAAGUUUAAAUUAUAAACUAACUUAUCAGAUGAUGGAACGCCCUAAGUGGGCUUCAUGGAAUGCUCUUGUAUCUAUUUGUCAUUUGUGUUAUAUUUGAUUUUUUUUCCAUUUUAAUUGUAUUUCUGCCAGUGUUUUUUUUUUUUUUUUUCUUGAAUAAACUUCAUCCCCAGCACACUCUGUGCAAAUAGAAUGUAUUCAGUAUUCAAAUAAAAGACCUGUUUUAAACCUG
Molecule: messenger RNA, 1223 nt
Organism: Dama dama (fallow deer)
Lineage: Eukaryota; Metazoa; Chordata; Mammalia; Artiodactyla; Cervidae
Gene: TMEM14A
Product: transmembrane protein 14A
Exons: 7
Coding region: 350-649 (99 amino acids)
Biological process (GO): regulation of heme biosynthetic process
Cellular component (GO): mitochondrial membrane
Source: RefSeq, a predicted model, not a curated record